This is a messenger RNA of Phacochoerus africanus (Common warthog), 2637 nucleotides long. RefSeq names its product fatty acid hydroxylase domain containing 2 (gene FAXDC2). Gene Ontology annotation, molecular function: iron ion binding; C-4 methylsterol oxidase activity. The transcript is spliced from 9 exons. Gene Ontology annotation, biological process: sterol biosynthetic process. NCBI's taxonomy places the organism in Eukaryota, Metazoa, Chordata, Mammalia, Artiodactyla, Suidae. The record is from RefSeq and is a predicted model, not a curated record. The coding region runs from base 121 to 1122 and encodes 333 amino acids.
ACACCCAUGUAUUAACUGGGUGAGGCAGCAGCAGCUCAGCAACAGGGCAGCACCUCACACAGGGACUGGAGGAAGAGAAAGCGGUACCUCGGAGGUGCUGGGAAACAGUCCACUGCAGAGAUGAAGGGAGAAGCUGGAAGGACACUACACAAUGAGAAGCCAAAGCAGGAAGGACACGUCUGGGGCUCCAUGAGGAGGACGGCCUUCAUCCUGGGCUCUGGCCUUCUCUUGCUGGUGGCCUUCUGGAACUCAGUCACAUGGCAUCUUCAGAGAUUCUGGGGAGCUUCUGGCUACUUUUGGCAAGCCCAGUGGGAGAGGCUGCUGUCUACAUUUGAAGGGAAGGAGUGGACCCUCUUCAUUCUAGGUGCCACCCAGGUACCUGUUUUUUUCUUCUGGAGCUUUAGUGGACUUCUGCUGGUGGUUGACACAACUGGAAAGCCUAACUUCAUCUCCCGCUACCGAAUUCAGGUCGGCAAGAAUGACCCUGUGGACCCCGUGAAGCUACGCAAGUCUAUCCAAAUGGUUCUCUUCAACCAGUUUGUCAUCUCCUUGCCCUUAUUGGUCUUCCUCUAUCCCAUCCUCAAGUUGCGGGGAGACCCCUGCCGCCAAGAGCUCCCCACCUUCCACUGGUUCCUCCUGGAGCUCGCCAUCUUCACGCUGACUGAGGAAGUCCUGUUCUACUACUCACACCGGCUCCUUCACCAUCCAACACUCUACAAGAAAAUCCACAAGAAACACCACGAGUGGACAGCUCCUAUUGGAGUGAUCUCUUUAUAUGCCCACCCCGUUGAGCACGUGGCCUCCAACAUGCUGCCGGCAAUGGUGGGUCCAAUAAUAAUGGGUUCCCACUUGUCCUCCAUCACCGUGUGGUUUUCGUUGGCCUUCAUCAUCACCAUCAUCUCCCACUGUGGCUACCACCUACCCUUCCUGCCUUCACCUGAAUUCCAUGACUACCACCAUCUCAAGUUCAACCAGUGCUACGGGGUGCUGGGGGUGCUGGACCACCUCCAUGGGACCGACACCGUGUUCAAGCAGACCAAGGCCUACGAGAGACACACGAUCCUGCUGGGCUUCACCCCGCUCUCUGAGAGCAUCCCCGACCCCCCAAAGAAGAUGGAGUAAGAGAUGGCCCGAGGGCUGCCCUGGCUGGCCCCUCAGCAGAGAACUGCCAGGUGGCCUGAGGCCUCUGGGUUGCUCUUCGGCCCACACUCUAACAAGGACACCAAGAGGGCAGGGGAAGGACACCUUCCUGGAAAGCAGGGCCAAGGAUGGGGCCAGGACACUAACUGCCUGCCAUCCUCCAAGGGGUCCAGGGAGGGGUUAGUUUAAGAGGAAAACUUGUAGCUCUGGGAACGGAGGCCAGUCAGAGGGAAGAAGCCAGGCAUCUGAGACAUCCCAGAUGACUCCUUGUGGCCUUGGGAAGACACAGGGAAUGACAAAGGUGGCAGGAGGCUGUGGCUGAUGCCAGGGUGGGGGAACCAGAAGACACUGCUUUGCCCCCUCCUCCCCCCCGAGUCCCAAACAACUCUCAUACUCUACUCAGGCCAGGGCCAGGACACACUGGCAGUGGUUCUGGGGUCAAGUCCCCUCUGCCCCCGAGUAGACACACAGGUAAUGUGAUCAAGCCCCCAUUGUAAAUGGAAGCCACCCCCAGGAGUUCCUCCUGGGAUCCACGCUGAGGUACCAAAGAGGUACAGACAAGCCUGGUACCUUCAGCCACACACGGAAACCAAAGGCCCAACCCUGUGGCCCUGCUACUAGGGGCCCUUCCAUGCACGGAGGGAAAAGUCUGAAUUGCUGACCUGUGGGAACACCCAACUGAGGCCCCUCAGCGGCCUCUGUGAAGCAGGACCAAAGGGCCUAGAACCCUCUUCCUCCAGUGAGAGGGCAAGAAACACAUGGCUAAACAAAGGGCGAGUCGUCACUUUCCCCUCAACGAUGGACCGGUUGUUAAGCACCACUGAUUCAGGACGAUUUGGGCAGUGACCCUUUUUAUACACAGCAAAACCGCAGAUCUGCUCAGGUGGAAGCAGUGCCCACCGUGGGGCUCCCAAGAACAAAUGAACUUGAAAGACCACUAUGGUCAGUUCUAACUCUGAUAUAUUCCUGAACUCUCAGUUCUGCUCUGUCCAGAAAAGCACCCACUGUAAUUUUGUAAAGGACUUGUAACAUCUGACAGGGCCAGGUCUCCAGGCAGAACUAUCCGAAUAACCUCUUCCUAGCAGUCCUGGUGCCCGGAGGACCCGCCCAGUUGGCCAGCCGGGUGUGCACCAGGAGGCGCCCUCCUCCCUGGGAUAGCUCCCCUUUAGCUGGUGCAGCUCCUGCUGCCUCGGUGCUCUAAGUGCUCACUGCUGCUGGCCUGACCCACAACCCGAUGCUACGAACAGACAGCUGGAAAACGGCUCACCAUCGGUGAACUCGGCAAUGUGAAGAGUGAGGAGAAAGUGGGAGAAGGGAUGUGUUUCUCCCUGUGAGGACUUUGCAUCUGGGGUACUGUCUGGGCGCAGAGGGAUGAGGGGCUGGGUCUGAAACUGGGUACCAGAGAGACUCAAGCAAAGGCCGAGGUCUCAACAUUCCCAGCAGAACAUGCAAAGGUGAGAGACGGCAGGGAAAUAAACUGGUGUCCUUCAAACUGCA